Molecule: messenger RNA, 761 nt
Organism: Harpegnathos saltator (Jerdon's jumping ant)
Lineage: Eukaryota; Metazoa; Arthropoda; Insecta; Hymenoptera; Formicidae
Product: THAP domain-containing protein 4-like
Exons: 2
Coding region: 287-697 (136 amino acids)
Molecular function (GO): sequence-specific DNA binding
Source: RefSeq, a predicted model, not a curated record
CAACAUUACUAGAUUUUCCACUGAAUCUCGCUUCUGAUUGGUAAACCCUUAGCGAGGCUAAUUCUUUCUGGGCUAUAAUCACAGACUUCUAUAUACUAACUAGACCGCUGACUUCUGGCGAUGGGGUGAUAGUGGUGUGAAGACGCCAUAUUGAGAGUGCGUGUGAAUUUGUAAUAUCUGUGAUGUGUCACGUGUUUCAUUAUAGACUACUCUAGUCAUAUGGAUAAAGUGAAGAAAUACAGAAGAUCAAAGAGGUUAGAAGAAAAAGUAAUGAAAAGAAAAAGUGAUGGGAAAACAGUGCUGUGUGAGAAAUUGUAAUAUGAAAUGGAAAUCGAAAAGUGGUGUACAUUUGUUUGGGUUUCCCUUAAAAGAUGAAAAUCGUCCUCAUAAAUGGAUAGCUGUAGUUAAAAAAUCAAAUUGGAAGCCAACAAAUUGGAAGAACAGCAAAAUAUGUAGUUUGCAUUUUAGCAAAAAUGAUGUUACAGCAGGUAUGGGAUAUACUCGUGUAAUUUUACGUCCAGAUGCGGUACCAAGAGGCCAGUCUUCAAAUAAUGAAGAAAAUGAGCAGUGUAACACAUUGUUAAAUCUAAAAGAAGUUUUCAGUAUUGAAAAUAGUAAAACCAGUAUCUUGACUGACAGUAUUGAUCAUAAUUAUAUUGAUAACGAAGCUGCUAUAAAGAGCACAAAUUUAAUGUAAUUAUCACAUACACCUAUCGAAAAAAGAGUUAUACACCUGAAUACAAAACAGAUAGCUGUUGAAA